This is a messenger RNA of Salarias fasciatus (jewelled blenny), 2569 nucleotides long. It is a transcript of the gene col13a1, whose product is annotated as collagen, type XIII, alpha 1. The transcript has 38 exons. The record is from RefSeq and is a predicted model, not a curated record. Bases 309 to 2300 code for a protein of 663 amino acids. Lineage: Eukaryota; Metazoa; Chordata; Actinopteri; Blenniiformes; Blenniidae.
GCGGAGUACGGACCCUCUCUGAACCUGGGACUGAUGACAGGCGCCACCAUGACCCCCCUCCCGACCUGGAACUAGGUGUUCAUCAUCGAGGCGCUCUGGAACUCUGAGGAACCGGACCGUGGAUAGAGAGAUUCUCCUGGGUCUGAGGAACCGGACCGUGGAUAGAGAGGUUCUCCUGGGUCUGAGGGACCGGACCGUGGAUAGAGAGGUUCUCCUGGGUCUGAGGGACCGGACCGUGGACCUGCCGCGGCUGUGCGGCUCGUGCUCAGAGGGAUUUCCCUGCGGAUUCAGACCGGGGUCGGGCCGUGAUGGAGCAGAAGCAGCAGCGGGCUGAGAGCAGGACCGGGGCGCAGCCGUGGAGCGGCUGCAGGGAAGCGCGCGGCCCGGCACUGUGCGCGGCUCUCUGCGCGCUGAGUCUCGGCGCGUGCGUGCUGGUGUUGGUCCGGACCUCGGAGCUGCAGACCCGGGUGUCCAGCCUGGAGCAGCGGCAGCUCUCGGCCUGGAUGGGGUCGGUGGAGCAGGUGGAGGCCGCUGUCCUGGGCCGGCUGGAGCGGAUCCUGGAGGAGAAACUGGCGUCCAGACUGGUGAAGACGCGAGCGGCGAGGGACGUCCCCCCCGGCUGUCUCUGUCCCCCAGGACCUCCAGGUCCGCCCGGACGAGCCGGCUUCCCGGGAGCCCCAGGAGAGCCAGGACUGUCAAUCAUUGGACCAAGAGGACCUCCUGGACAACCUGGCACAAGAGGAUUUCCAGGAUUUCCAGGUCCAAUUGGACUGGAUGGCAAGCCUGGCCAGAGUGGACUGAAGGGAGACACCGGUCAGCGUGGUCCCAGAGGACUCCCCGGGGAACCUGGACCCAAAGGAGAGAAGGGCGUCUGCGGAGACUACGCUCACAGGAUGUUGCCCAUCACAUUGCGCAACAUGCCCUCAAUAAGCCCUCUAAUCCUAAAACGCCUGAAGCAGGGCGAGCCUGGAGCGCAGGGCCCCCCAGGACCUCCGGGGCCCCCGGGACCCCCAGGGGCCGCAGGCUUGGAUGGAAUCAGCGGCCCCCCGGGUAAGCCUGGGGAGCCGGGAAAACCAGGAAAAGACCCCCGGCUUCUGCCCGGACUGAAGGGUGAACCGGGAGCGCCGGGACACAAGGGCGAUCGAGGGGAUCCGGGCCUACCAGGACCUGAAGGAUCAAAGGGAAUUAAAGGAGACCAGGGCAUCAAGGGGGACAAGGGGGACAAGGGGGAGCCCGGCUCUGCAUCGCAUAGCAUUAAAGGAGAGCCAGGAUCUCCAGGACUGCCCGGCCUGCCAGGACCCAAGGGAGACAAGGGCCCCUACGGAGAGAAGGGCGACGCGGGCCCUGAAGGCCUGGCUGGACCCAGAGGUCCUCCAGGUCCAACCGGGGAGCCAGGAAAGGCUGAACUCCACAGCAAUGAAAAUGACAUCCGGAACGUUCCCCUGAUGGGUCCCCCGGGACUACCUGGACCUCCAGGGGCCCCCGGAACUCCAGGCUCCAAGGGUGAAGUGGGUCUGCCAGGACCACCAGGACUAGAUGGAGAAAAGGGGCCCAGGGGGAAGCCUGGAGAUCCUGGUCCUGCAGGCCCAGCUGGCCCCGAAGGUCCCAGAGGAGAAGGUGGUGUGAUGGGCUUCCCGGGACCCAAAGGAGACAAGGGAGACAUGGGUCCAUCCGGAUCACCUGGUUUAGAUGGGCCUACGGGUGAAAAGGGGGCUACAGGGUCCCCGGGCCCGAUCGGAUUACCCGGCACCAUGGGUCACAAAGGUGAACCAGGAGACGGAGGGAGGUCCGAGAUGAUCUACGGACCUCCGGGGCCUCCAGGACCUCCAGGACCAGUGGGUCCAGCAGGAUCUCAAGGACUCUCUGGGCCGAAGGGAGAGCCAGGAAUCGGCAUCCGGGGAGAGAAAGGCGCCACCGGCCAGAAGGGAGACAAAGGAGACAGAGGACAUCUUGGACUGCCUGGGGCUCAUGGGUUAGACGGCAGACCAGGUCCAGUGGGUCUCAUAGGACCAGCAGGUGUACCAGGACCAGCCGGACCAAAGGGGGAGAGAGGAGAGAAGGGGGACGCAGGACUGCCUGGACCAAUCGGACCACAAGGCAUCCCUGGUUUAGUAGGACCACAAGGACUCAAAGGGAAUCGGGGAGAGAGGGGCAAGAAGGGCAACAGGGGGGCCAAAGGGGAUAAGGGAGACCAAGGAGCGCCGGGAUUAGAUGCCCCCUGUCCGUUGGGAGACGACGGCUUACCUGUGCCAGGAUGUUGGAAUAAAGGCCAACAUCCCUUCCAGCUGGCCAGGAAGUAGUCUGCCUCCGCCGGCCUCCGCCGAGCCGCCGCCCGAGGAAACCUCCAGAGCUUUGCAGAGAUGUUUGUGUUUGAGCGGGCCCAGAGGGCGUCUCCGGACCGGACCGGACCGCCCCGGACCGCCCCGGACCGCCACCGUGGCCGGCCCGCUGUCUGGUCUGCGGCUCCAGAGAGCCGGAGCCUGAACUCCUGCUGCUCUGGACGGACGGAAACCCUCCUGAUGAUUCCUUCACUUCAUCCAACUCACCUGCAGCUAGAACACAUGUUCGA